Molecule: messenger RNA, 1113 nt
Organism: Morchella sextelata
Lineage: Eukaryota; Fungi; Ascomycota; Pezizomycetes; Pezizales; Morchellaceae
Exons: 3
Coding region: 1-1113 (370 amino acids)
Biological process (GO): regulation of transcription by RNA polymerase II
Cellular component (GO): nucleus
Molecular function (GO): DNA-binding transcription factor activity, RNA polymerase II-specific; RNA polymerase II transcription regulatory region sequence-specific DNA binding
Source: RefSeq, a predicted model, not a curated record
AUGUCUCAGGAUUCUUGGUCAAGAGGUACAAGAGACCAGUCUCAUCCCAGAAGCAUGCACUCAGUUUCUCCAUCUCUCCCCCAGCGCUCACUACACGACCACCUCCGACCUCACCACUCAUUGCCAUCUCCUCCCCAACAGGAGCAUUCCUUCACACACAUGCAAUCCGAUAACUACCACACCCAUCACCAACACCAUCACCACCGCUCAAACUCUCCUCUAUCACCUCCAGCUUCAGAAGGCCUCAUGUCUCCCAUGAACCACCAGUACCAGCAGGACCCGCAGGACAAGCUUCCAAUGGACCCCAGCCUUCCCGGUAUCUGGAUGUCAAACGAUACCAACAUGCUUCAAGGCCAUGCCGGCGCUGCAUCUCCUCCACCGCUCUUUUUGGAGGAUAUUCUCCGCGCUGAGGACCCCCAUAACAUGCCAGUAAUGGGGGGCGGGUUUAUGGACGACCACGAGUUUCAGGACCAUGGCUUGGGCAUCCGCGCCAUGAAGAGGGCCAGGAGUGCGGAUAUCUCGUCAGUAGUGGACAUGCACAGCCAUUAUGAGGGCUCUCCAGCUCCAUCAGGUGCGCCAAGGGACAGGAAGAAGAGGCGCUUGACGGACCCCAGCGAGGCAAACUUCCAUUGCAACAAGUGUGGAAAGUACUUUUCAAGGAUAUGGAACUACAACGCGCACUUGGAGACCCACGACCCGGAUAGGCCAAGACCCCAUAUCUGCAGAGUUGAGGAGUGCAAGAAGGCAUUCGUAAGAAGGACGGACUUGACUAGACAUCAGGCUUGUGUCCACGCAAAGGAGAAGAAAUUCCGCUGCGAGCUCUGCAACAACAUGUUUGCCCGCAAGGACACUCUCAGAAGACACGAGGAUGAUGGUUGCCCGAAGAGAGUCGACAUCGCGUCCAGAGCAAAUAAGAACAAGCCAAUCGUAUGGAACUCGCAAGCUCUCAGCUUCUACACCUCAAUGCAGCAACAGCAGCGGGAAGACGCCUUCUCAAACAUGGGCUACGACUCACAGAUGCGAACAGCCCCCUACGACAACGGCAUGUCUUCACACCUCCCGCCGCUUUCUGAUAUCGUUCCUAUCCAGAAAGCUGCAACUACCAUGUGGUGA